AUGUCUGACGUUAUAGACCAAGAUCAUCAUGCCUUGGUUGAAUCAACAACCAACCUUGUGAUAGAUAACGAUGAAGCUGAAUCAAGUAAAAAUAGCCAUCCACAGGCAAUGACAAACAUCACGAGCACGUCGCCACCACCACCACCAGCUUCCUCAGAGGCAAGCACAUAUAUAGGUAAUACCACUGUUGAUUCGUCGAUAAAUACAGAAUUACGCAACUCGAAAUCGUACAACACAAUCAACGAAAGCAAAUCCAUUAAUGAUGAUCUUGUUCAAAAUAAAAUACUUUCGUCAAAUCCAACUGUUCCAACUAUACCCUCAAUCACAACCGACAACACGUUUGUUAGUGAACCAUUUGCAGAAUCACUUAGCACGUCGCCCAUGUCGCCUACCACACAACCAAUUCCUCAUGAAUCAUUCAAGUCUCAUUCAGCUACGUCUUCGACGUCGACGCUUACACCUGAAGAUCAAGAACGUAUAUCCACAAAGGAAAAGAAUUUGGACGAGAUUAAACGGCAAUGUUCAUGCCUAAUUCAUGAAUUAGAAGGCAACGAUCAACCAGAAGUCAUCAUCAAAAGACAUAUUCAACAGUUGAAGAAGUAUAAUGAGUUAAAAGAUGUUGCCUUACAGUUGGUUACAUUGAUUGCUGAUCAAAGACAAGUGAAAACAACCGAUAUACUUAAUGAAAUGAAACUAGAAGUUGGCGAAGAGGGAAAUGAAAUAUAA
Molecule: messenger RNA, 726 nt
Organism: Lodderomyces parapsilosis
Lineage: Eukaryota; Fungi; Ascomycota; Pichiomycetes; Serinales; Debaryomycetaceae
Exons: 1
Coding region: 1-726 (241 amino acids)
Biological process (GO): meiotic joint molecule formation; double-strand break repair via homologous recombination; meiotic DNA recombinase assembly involved in reciprocal meiotic recombination
Cellular component (GO): Swi5-Swi2 complex; Swi5-Sfr1 complex
Source: RefSeq, a predicted model, not a curated record